Caenorhabditis angaria is the source of this 5777-nucleotide messenger RNA. Lineage: Eukaryota; Metazoa; Nematoda; Chromadorea; Rhabditida; Rhabditidae. The record is from the annotation of a GenBank genome assembly.
AUGUAUCUAUCUAUUUUUCUAAAUGCAUAUCUACCCGUCAGUUUUUCAUCCUCUGCCGACUUUUUUUUGCUGCUAACGAGGUAUACACGGCAUGGCUAAUCGGUCGUUUGCCUUACUUCGUUUUUGUUGUCUUCUUCUUCUUUUUUGUUUUCCUUUGAAUUUUUGAUUCUAAAAAUAAAAUACGAAGUAUUUUCAUUUUCAUGUUUUUUAUUGAUCAAAAAAAGUGCGUGGUCUCACGGGAAUAAUUUUUCUCCGUUUUCAACGAAAAUUGUUCUAACAAGUUAGAAGUUAUUUUUUCGAUUUUUAGUUUUGAAAGAGGGAAUUUUCAAGUUCACAGCAGAUUUUAUCUACAUUCAUUUGUCACCGCAGAUAUUUGUUUGAUUUUGUUGAAAAAUCAAUAAAAACCAGAUGUUUAUUUCGUUUUUCUUCUUCCUUCCGUUCCAUUGUGUAAUAAUCAUUUCUCUUUCCCAAUUUUGGUUCAUUUUUCAAAAGUUAUAAACAUAUUGAUAUCUAAUAUCAUAAUUAUUUUAAAACAAAUCCAAACUUCACUCUUUGUCUCAUUUCUAAUAUUCGUUCCGUUUUGUUUGUUUUGUUUUGCUCCGGAAUUUGCUCGUGUUUAUUUUUUCGACCAUUGGCUACCUCACACACAAAAUCUCUUCUCUUUUUUGAUAUUAUAUAAUAAUAAUUAUUAUUGAUAGAUAUAGAAACUUUCAAGUAUUCAUUCAUGAAUACUUUAAAAAGAAGAGAAAAGUGCACGAAUUUUUAAUUAUGAAGAAAAGAGCUAUGAACAUGAGAAAAAGGUGUGGAUUAUUGACUCGAGUGAGAGCAAACUAUUCCAUGACUCAUUUUUUCUUCAAGUUUUUUCUUUUCUUUUUUCACUAACACUUUUGGAGCCAGCUAAGAAAUCAAUGAAAACCAACCUAUGAGUCAAAUUAUUUAGCUCCAAAUAUCGGAAAAUUUCGCUCAGAAAAGGUGUUUAAAUGUUCCAAAAAAGUUUUCCUUCCAAAACUUCCAUUCCCAACCUAUUUUUUCGCUCCUCCCGAUUAUUUAUUCCUUUUCUAUUAUAUUGAUGAUCGGAUUACGGUCGACGGUCGGAUUAUUUCUGUCAUUUUCAAUGUACAAACUGUUUCUCUUAUUUGUAUUUCUUUGUUUUUCGCGCAACUAAAUUUUUCUUUUUUUUCAGAUUGACGAAUGUUCAGAAAUGGGUGAAAGAGACCGAGCAAAUACCGUGUAUUAUGAUGCACACUCGAAUUUGUAAGUUGUUUUUAAGUGUUUUCUAUAUGUAUGUGUGUGUGAAAAGUUGAAUAUUUUUUACUUCAGUGGAACUCCGCCAAAAGAUGGAAGUGGUGAUUAUAAAGUUCUUGGGAUUGGUGGAAUCGCAGCAUAUAAUGUAAAUAAUAGUAAUAGCAGUAUACGAAAAGUGAAUCCGGUGCCAAUGGAUGGAGAUUCGAUUAAUGGCCCACCGAUUUAUGAAAGAGUUCACACGGUAUGUUUUUUUCUCAGAUUAAAAGUAAGGUUUUUUUGAACCAUGAGUUACUUUCUUAAAAAUAAUAUUCAAAACAGGAUUUCUGACGUGGAAAUUCGGAAAUAUUUACAAAUUUUCGAAAUGAAAAAAAAACAUUUUUGCGAAAUUUUUAAACGUGACCUCUAAAUGUUUCCUAUCCACGUUUUUCAAAAACAUUAUUUCUUUCAUCAUUUUUGUGAAAAAAUAUGUUAGAAAAAAUAAUUUACAGGAGCGACGAUAUAAUCAAUCAUAUCAGCGAAGAGAUUAUCCAGCAAAUAAUACAGUUAUUCAGGUAAUUUUUAUUUAUCAUAAAUAUUUCAUAAUCACAAUACAUACAUAUUUUUAGUCAAUGGCACAUCGUUCACCAAAUCGAAUGAUAAUUGGUUCAUCAUCAAAUUCAGUUCAUAUGCCACCAAUGUCAACAUCUUAUGAUUAUUCAACAGGUCGUGCAUAUUCUGGUGGAAGAGAAACAGAAGAUUUUCGACCUGGACCACGUGCCAGUUCUGCAGCUAACAUUGAUUCACUUUUCACAAAACAUCGAAAUUAUUCUGGUUCUUCAAGUGGUUCUGCAGCACUUCCACCAGUUGGGCCAAGAAAUGGAGAUUCGUAUCAUAGAAGAGGACAAACACCAGAAAGACCAAGAGAUUUUGGAGUUGUUGGAGCAUAUGAUGAAAGAUUUAAUAAUUCGAGAGAAAGAGGACGAAUUAGAAAUCAUGGAAAUGAUUAUGAAUUAGAUCCGAGAUUGAAUGUAACAUAUCCACAAUAUUAUGUGAAUGAUUGGAAAGAUCGACAUGUUAGAGAUAAAAGUGGUCAGUGUUUUUUGGAGAAAAAACUACAUUUUAUAGAUCACUAAGCUUACAUAAUCCAAGAGAAUAGUGGUUCUUUUCACAAAAAAAAACAUUAGGAAAAGUUUCAUUACCCAAGAUGUUUUUUUUUUUGGCAAAGGUCAAAAAAUGUUCUAUGAAAAAUAUUUGAUUUUCAAAAAUCUAAAUAAUUUUGAAUAUGAAUUUUGACUUGGAAAGUUUCAUUUAUGACUAAAUUAGCCAUAACUUACCUCAAAUUGGUUUUAUGAGGUAAUUUAUGUAAAACAAUUUUUUCAUGUGAAAAAUGAAUCAGAGAAAUGAAAAUUAUUAUAAAUUUUUGUUGAAAUGACAUAAAAUAUUCUUACGUCAUAAUUUUUGAGUUUUCUCAAAAGUAGGAGAAACAAAUGAGAAUUUAGAAACAUCAGCCGAGGCGGAUUCAUUAUUUCUAUUUUUGUAUGAAAAUUCAUAAUAAUCGCCUGAUUUUCGCAAGUUUUACUUCAAUUUUUAUUGAAAAAAAAAUCCAAAGCCAUCUGAAGUAUAAAUCACAUAUAAUUUUCUGAAACCAAUAUUAUCCUCCUAUUAUUUUUUCAGUUCCAACAAAUCGUUCCCCUUCUUCAUCUUCACAACCUCCUCCUCUUUCUCAAAUAACUUCUUCAUCUCCAUAUUCAAUGUCAUCUUCUUCAUCUUCUCGCCUUCCUCCUCAUUCGUCUUCUUCUCCUUUCAAUAAAUCAACUGUUGGUGUUGGAAGCGGUGGUCGAAGAUUUUCAAGUGAACAAGCCAGGUUAGCUAUUUUCUUUUCUCUUUUUUUUUCUUUUUUUUAUAUAAGCAACAACGAAAAAAAACACGAAAAAAGUUUUGAGAGCACACAAAAACAUCUGCUCUUUAUGGAUUUUUUUCGAGAGAGAAAAAAACGACAAUUGGAAUUGUUUUUCUUGUUGCAGGAAUUUAUACGAAGAAGUGCCAAUGGAAAACGAAAAUAACGGGUAUAUUAUUAGAAGACGUGAAUCGGCUGGAAAAAAUAAAGAGACUGCGAUUUUGGAUGAUUAUGAUAAUGUGCCUAAUGAAUUCCUGGAAAAUGUGAGUUUUUUUGGAGAUCGGGGGAGGUUUGAAGGAAUAUAACUAAAAGUUCAAUUUUUUUCGAGUUUUGAAAAUAUCUUUUGAAAAAAAAUUGGCUCAACAUUUUGAUUUAUUAGAGAAAAAUUAUGAAAACUUCAAAGAUUCAUGGUAAACUGAAAAUUGUUAACAAUUUUUUUUAAAUGUUCAACACUUUAUCAGACCAUAAAAGGUCGAUUUAAAUUAAGUAAAAUAUUUCAAUCGGUUUUGGAAGGCUCUCUUGCUAAUUAUAGUUUUGAAUUGAGGGUUUGAAAUUUUUGACGAAAUAAAAUAUGUUUUGAAAAAUUUAUCAAAAAAAUCCUAACAGUUUUUGACAUCAAAUAUGAGUAUUUAUAACAUUCAAAAGUGAACUCUUCUUAUUUUUUCCAAUUUCCCUUUCAUCUCAUCUCAAAUGCAUUUUGCUCUCUUUCUUGACUUUUCUUUUUUGUUCCCUCAAAGUCCAAGAAAUUAAUGUACUUUACGAAAAAAUCAAAGUAUUUUUUGGUUUUCAGAACGACGACAAAAUUUCGGACGUCUACCAACCAGGAAAAUAUCGACCAUGUGAGUUUUUUUUUUUUUUGAAAAAAUAUCCAAUUCCAUUUGGGAAUUAUUUUUGAGUACACGCACGCGAGAAAUGAAACAAAAAGUGUUUUCUUUGAUGUUUUUCAAGUUGACAUUUUAUACUAUUUUUCAUUUUUUUUUGGUGAAAGAUUGUUCUUUUCCCGUUUUUUUUUGCUUUUUGGAUUAGAUUUCAUUUGGAUGAAAUUGUUAUUUUACUCUUCCGGAUUUUGGUUUUGUCGUGAAUUUUGGUCUCGGUGAACAUGAGUUGGAUUAGAUUUUUAUAUUUUUUGAAUUCAUGGUUUCUCUUAUUUAAAAAAAAAGCUGAAAAUAUAUUUUAUUUUUGAAAAAGGAGUCAAAUUUCACAGUUAAUUUUCUCAAAAGUCCUUUUUUUUCCUCAACGAAAAAAAAUGUUUUUCAAUUAAAUUAGAUGUUCGUUUUUUCAUUGGAAAAAAAGAAAAAGCUUGUUUUCUUCCCAAUUUCAAAAUAUAUACUCGAAACCUACAAUUUUUCGAGAAAUGUAAUAAUAAUAGGAUAUGUCUAUACUUAAUUUCUGCAGAUUUUUCAAUACAAUCUAGAAAAAUCUAGAGAAAAAAUUCAUGAAUAAAAUAUGUCGACACUGUUUUUAUAUGCAGUUGAUGUUUUUUUUUUCUAUUUUCUUUCUUGCUUUUCGGUUAAAAACUGGAAAAAAUCGUUAAAAAUUAAUUAUAUAAAAUUUUUCUACUUUUUUUUUCAUGAGGAAACCAGACAAAAUCUUGGAAAUACACUGGCUUCAUUAUUAUUUUGCUCAUGAAUUUUCCCAUUUUUUUCUUUCAUUUUGCUCCGAAGUAUUUUGCAAUAUGUUAUUUAUUCGCCGUUCACAAAAAAACAGCAAAAACUGAAUUUAAAUGAACGACAUAUUUUUCGAGCACGGUGAAAUAAGUGAAAUAAGAGAAAAAUAGAACACAUAAUCCGUUUUUUUUUCUUCUUCGUCUUCGUAAAUGUUUAAUCUCUUUAUAUAAAGCUUACAAGAAUUAUUUCAGUUGCUAGUUAUUUUAACUGUUGAUUAGUAUUCCAAAGAAAAACUCAAACUUGUUGCGAAAAUGAAUGUUUCACCAUCUGGAAGUUUAAAACUUCGAUCGACUCCAAUUGAUAAUCGGAGAAAAAUUAGUGAUAAUUUGAUGUUGCGAAAAAUAUCGAUGGGAUUUGGAACACCGCCAAGAUCAAGUACAAAUCCGAUGGGUGGAAUGUUGAAUCAAUUGGCUAAACAAGGAAGUUUGUCAAGUUUAUCGAAAGCAAGAAAAUUUAGCGAGAAAAUUGCAUCGUGGGUCAGUGUUAGUAUAUGUAAGUUUAUUUUAUUUUGAUUAUUUUUUGUAUUUGAUUUGUAUUUGGUUGUCAAGUUUUCAAAGUUGUGAGAAAUUGACAUUGGGCUUAUUUCGAAAUAGAACAUGAGAUAAGCUUUCAAAUGUAUUCUCAUUCUAAUAUUCUUCAUACCAACGGAAUCUUCUCGUAUUAGAGAACUAUUUCCUACUCACUGUCUAAGAUAUACGGGGCCCUGUCGUCACCAGAUGUCAGAUUUAUUGAAAUACUCGAUGUUGGUACAUACAAAAAGGUUUUUUGGGACGAAGAUUUACUCGGCCAGGUGAUCCAUAACCGAACAAAUGUUCUUCUCGAACGGGCUCACUAAUUGUUUUUCCAAAGUAGUUUUUGUUUCACAAAAGUUAGGCUUCUACCCAAAUCUCCUUCGAAUCCAGUCUCCAGAGACUUUGAACCUUCGAAUCCAGAAUCCAGAGACUUUGAACCUGACCACAUUGGAAAAAAUUUCCCCGGUUAAAAAAUAA